Phodopus roborovskii (desert hamster) is the source of this 2531-nucleotide messenger RNA. It is a transcript of the gene Crtc1, whose product is annotated as CREB regulated transcription coactivator 1. Lineage: Eukaryota; Metazoa; Chordata; Mammalia; Rodentia; Cricetidae. Gene Ontology annotation, cellular component: nucleus; cytoplasm. The transcript is spliced from 14 exons. The record is from RefSeq and is a predicted model, not a curated record. Gene Ontology annotation, molecular function: cAMP response element binding protein binding. Bases 40 to 1932 code for a protein of 630 amino acids. Gene Ontology annotation, biological process: positive regulation of transcription by RNA polymerase II; protein homotetramerization.
GGGUGAAGAGGUGGAGGAGGAGGAGGCGGCGGCGAGAAGAUGGCGACUUCGAACAAUCCGCGGAAAUUUAGUGAGAAGAUCGCACUGCACAACCAGAAGCAGGCGGAGGAGACGGCGGCCUUCGAGGAGGUCAUGAAGGACCUGAGCUUGACGCGGGCCGCGCGGCUUCAACUGCAAAAAUCCCAGUACCUACAGCUGGGCCCCAGCCGCGGCCAGUACUAUGGUGGAUCCCUGCCCAACGUGAACCAGAUUGGAAGUGGCAGCAUGGAUUUCUCCUUCCAGACACCGUUUCAGUCCUCAGGCCUGGACACGAGUCGGACUACACGACAUCAUGGGCUUGUGGACAGAGUAUAUCGUGAGCGAGGUAGACUUGGCUCUCCGCACCGGCGGCCCCUGUCAGUUGACAAGCAUGGGCGACAGGCUGACAGCUGCCCCUACAGUACCGUGUACCUCUCGCCUCCUGCGGAUACCAGCUGGAGGAGGACCAACUCUGACUCUGCCCUGCAUCAGAGCACAUUGACACCCACCCCGGCAGAACCCUUCUCAGGAGGGUCCCAGGAUGCACACCAGAAGAGAGUGUUACUGCUUGCCGUCCCAGGCAUGGAGGAGACCAGGUCUGAGACGGACAAGACCCUUUCUAAGCAGUCAUGGGACUCAAAGAAGACGGGUCCCAGGCCCAAGUCCUGCGAGGUUCCCGGAAUCAACAUCUUCCCAUCUGCAGAGCAGGAGAGCACGGCAGCCCUGAUCCCUGCUACCCACAACACAGGAGGCUCCCUUCCUGACCUCACCAACACCCAUUUUCCCUCCCCACUCCCGACGCCGCUGGACCCCGAGGAGCCCCCGUUCCCCGCUCUCACCAGCUCUAGCAGCACUGGCAGCCUCGCACAUCUCGGCGUCAGCAGCGCUGGUCAGGGUAUGAACACCCCCAGCUCUUCUCCACAGCACCAGCCGGCAGUCAUCAGCCCCCUGUCCCUGAGCACAGAAGCCAGGCGGCAGCAGGCCCAGCAAGUGUCACCCACCUUGUCCCCGUUAUCACCCAUCACUCAGGCCGUGGCCAUGGAUGCACUGUCCCUGGAACAACAGCUGCCCUACGCCUUCUUCACUCAGGCUGGCUCCCAGCAGCCACCGCCACAGCCACAGCCACCGCCUCCACCUCCACCUGUAUCCCAACAGCAGCCACCACCUCCACAGGUGUCUGUAGGCCUCCCCCAGGGCGGCCCACUGCUGCCCAGUGCUAGUCUGACACGGGGGCCCCAGCUGCCACCGCUGUCAGUCACUGUACCAUCCACUCUGCCCCAGUCUCCUGCAGAGAACCCCAGCCAGCCACCAAUGGGGAUUGACACCACCUCGGCACCAGCUCUGCAGUACCGCACGAGUGCAGGCUCACCAGCCAACCAGUCUCCCACCUCUCCAGUCUCCAAUCAAGGCUUCUCCCCUGGAAGUUCCCCACAGCACACGUCCACCCUGGGCAGCGUGUUUGGGGAUGCAUUCUAUGAGCAGCAGAUGACAGCCAGGCAGGCCAAUGCGCUGUCCCGCCAGCUGGAACAAUUCAACAUGAUGGAGAACGCCAUCAGCUCCAGCAGCCUGUAUAGCCCAGGCUCCACACUCAACUACUCCCAGGCUGCCAUGAUGGGCCUGAGCGGGAGCCAUGGAGGCCUGCAGGACCCCCAGCAGCUCAGCUACACAGGCCACGGCGGAAUUCCCAACAUCAUCCUCACGGUGACAGGAGAGUCCCCCCCCAGCCUCUCUAAAGAACUGAGCAGCUCACUGGCAGGGGUCAGUGAUGUUAGCUUUGACUCGGACCAUCAGUUCCCACUGGAUGAACUGAAGAUCGACCCUCUGACCCUGGACGGACUUCAUAUGUUGAAUGACCCUGAUAUGGUCCUAGCUGACCCAGCCACCGAGGAUACCUUCCGAAUGGACCGCCUGUGAGUGGCCUUGCCCGCCACCCACCACUGGUCAGUUCCAAACGGCGCACUCCAAACCUGGGGAUGGCAGUGUUCCGUCCUCCUUUGCCAACGGCCAAGCUUGUGGUUCUGAGCUUGCAACGCUGCCCAGCACCCCCUGCCAGCCGCUACCCCGGUUGUUUGCCUCCCAUGAUGCCUGGCGCAAGGCCACUGUGUACCAGGCUGGCUAUCUGUCUGUCCAUCUGUCCACCUGGAGCCAGGCUGAUCACAGAGGCCAUGAGUGCCUGGCCCCCAUGGACUUUUCCCACGCUCGCUCCCCGGCCCCUCCCUGGGGAUGUGAGAGCUCUCAUCAGUGGUCCACUUCCAAGAUACCCAAAGUGUCACUCACUCCUGGAUGUGCUGCACGAGGGGGGCUGGGCCAUGAGCGUGGGAGCGCCCUAGAGGCUGAGGUGCACUGUCCAUCCGACUGUUCUCAGCUGUCACUGCCUUCCUUCAUCCCUACCCUUCCUACCAUCAUCCCCAGCCCUGGUCAGGUCACGCAUGCCCAUCAUGCCCAGGGCGAAGAUGGCAGAGCAAAGGGACAGACCCGAGCAGAAUAAACACUAUUUGGAUGGCUGCCUUCUA